Frieseomelitta varia is the source of this 762-nucleotide messenger RNA. RefSeq names its product adrenodoxin-like protein 1, mitochondrial (gene Fdx1). The record is from RefSeq and is a predicted model, not a curated record. Lineage: Eukaryota; Metazoa; Arthropoda; Insecta; Hymenoptera; Apidae. Gene Ontology annotation, cellular component: mitochondrion. The transcript is spliced from 4 exons. The coding region runs from base 126 to 638 and encodes 170 amino acids. Gene Ontology annotation, biological process: positive regulation of oxidoreductase activity; P450-containing electron transport chain. Gene Ontology annotation, molecular function: 2 iron, 2 sulfur cluster binding.
CCAUCGAGUUUCCAAUCUUUAUUUUCGACGAUCAAUGAAAUGAAAGUGCGUGUUUUUGUUUGUAAAAUGUGCGCGGUAUUGUCAUAAUAUUGUUAGAGGAAUUAGAAUAAAAUUAUAUAAAAAAAAUGACACUUCUUCUGAGACUGUCAGCAUGGAAAAGUAUAGUAAAAAGAUCACUUUUACCAGUGAAUCCGAUAGUAACAAUAUCAAAUUUCGACAUUCAUACGUCGAAAUAUAUUUUCCAUGGUGAAUAUGAAAUGCAAGAGCCAAAAUCAGAAGCUGAUAUUGUAAAUGUUACUUUCAUUAACAAAAUGGGAGAAAGAAUACCUGUAAGAGGGAAAGUGGGAGAUAAUGUAUUGUAUUUAGCUCAUAGAUAUGGAAUUGAGAUGGAAGGUGCUUGUGAAGCGUCCCUUGCUUGCACCACUUGUCAUGUAUAUGUACAUCAUAAUUACUUGGAUAAACUCCCAACAGCUGAAGAAAAAGAGGAGGAUUUGUUAGAUUUAGCUCCAUUUUUAAAAGAAAACUCUAGAUUAGGUUGUCAAAUUAUACUAACAAAAGAAUUAGACGGUAUAGAAUUGGAACUGCCUCAAGCGACAAGAAAUUUCUAUGUUGAUGGCCAUGUACCAGAAGCACAUUAAUUGUUUACAUUAUAUCUUACAACUUAAUGUAUAUAUAUCUUGUUCAUACAGUCAGUAUAAUUAUGAACUUAUAUUUUAUUACAUGUACAACUUAAAUGUAAUAUAAAUUGAAUAUCAUAAUGUA